AAAAGGAAAAUGGGAUGACCUAUACAUAACUCUUAGCGAGCGUGCAUGGAUGAGUCCGGUGGCCGACGAGCCCCUCCAAGCUGGCCGUCCCCACCUCCGCCCGCCGGCCGCCGCCCCUUUCCCUUGCCACCAGAUUUCUUCGGCGAUUGACUCAGAGGGUUUCGCCCCUAUAUAUGUCCCUCGGCACCCAGGAGCCCCAACCACUCUGCUCUCCCGCUUCUCCCACACAGCGAGAGAGCGAGGGAUCGAGGCCAUCGACCCUUUCUAUCUGGCUUCUUGGAGAAGAAUCGUCCGACCUCUUCUCCCGUCCUUCUUCUUCUUUUUCUUCUCCUGCUGCUACUUCAGAUCGAACCGUCCCUGUUUUGGCCUUCACGCCCUUCUCGUCUUCUCGAAGUAGGGAAAGAUCGAUCGAGCGUCUCCCUCUCAAAGUCCAGGAAAAUCUCUCGCUUUUCUCCUCCUUUUUCCCUUCUAUUCUUCUCCUUUUCCUGUACUGGAGCGCGGGGGGUGUGCUUCAGCAGGAGUUUCUUGUUUUCACGAACCGAAACUGUGAAGAAGAACGGAUUUGAUUUUUGUUCUUGGUUCAAUUAGUUUCCCGAACUUCAGUUCAACCGGAGAGGAAAAAGUGAGAAGCUAAGAUUUCCGAGGAAAGCUUUUCUUCUCUCUGUAUUGUUGAGAAACUUAAUAUAAGAAGCUAGGGAGAUCCGAAAUCCAAAAGCCCGUUUUCACGAGAUUUUGCUCCAAAUCAUCUACGAGUUAGAAUUUUUUAUUUCUCCUCUGUUUCUCCUGGUGCGAAACGAAUCGGUUUCUCCAGAGUGCGGAACAGAGUAGGUGACGAUCAGAGAGAAAGUUUAGGAAAUGGAAGGUUUGGAGAGAGUGUGGAGCACGGGCGGGAGGAGGAGCCGGAAGAUGAGCCUGAGCGGGAGCGCCAGCCGGCGGGGGAACUGGGCCGUGGAGGACGUCUUCAACUUUCGGUCCAGCCUGUCACGGCGGAGCCGAAACGUUGACGAGGACGAGGAGGCGCUACGAUGGGCGGCGCUGGAGAAGCUGCCGACGUACGACCGGCUGAGGACGAGCAUCAUCCAGUCGUUCGUGGAGGAACACCAGGGCGGAGUGGGAGCAGGGAAGCAGGUAGUGCACAAGGAGGUGGAUGUGCGGAAGCUGGGCGUGGCAGAGAGGCAGGAGUUCAUCGAGCGGAUCUUCAGGGUGGCGGAGGAAGACAACGAGAAGUUCCUCCGGAAGCUCAGGAACCGGAUCGACAAGGUUGGUAUCCAACUUCCCACAGUGGAGGUUCGCUUCGAGAACCUCACAAUAGAGGCGGAGUGCCACGUUGGGAGCAGAGCAAUUCCGACGCUGUGGAACGCCACCAGAAACCUGGCGGAAUCCGCCCUCGGCAUGGUGGGGAUCAGCCUCUCCAAGACCACCACCCUCACCAUUCUCAAGGACGCCUCCGGCUUCAUCAGGCCCUCCAGGAUGACGCUGCUUUUGGGCCCGCCGUCUUCCGGGAAGACGACCCUCUUGUUGGCUCUCGCUGGAAAGCUGGACCCUAGCCUUAAGGUGAAGGGGGAGGUUACAUACAACGGGCACAAAAUGAAGGAGUUCGUGCCGCAGAAGACGUCCGCCUAUAUCAGUCAGCAUGACGUCCACAUUGGAGAGAUGACGGUGAAGGAGACCUUCGACUUCUCCGCCCGCUGCCAGGGCGUGGGCUCCAGAUAUGAGUUGCUUUCCGAGUUGGCGAGAAGAGAAAAACAGGCAGGAAUAUUUCCGGAAGCGGAAGUGGAUCUUUUCAUGAAGGCCACAGCUAUGGAAGGAGUGGAGAGCAAUUUACAGACAGAUUAUACCUUAAAAAUUCUUGGUCUGGACAUUUGCAAAGACACCAUCGUUGGAGAUGCCAUGCAGAGAGGGAUUUCCGGUGGGCAGAAGAAGAGAGUGACAACCGGUGAAAUGAUCGUCGGCCCGACGAAGACACUGUUCAUGGAUGAGAUAUCGACUGGAUUGGACAGUUCCACCACAUUCCAAAUCGUGAAAUGCCUGCAACAAAUUGUCCAUCUGAUGGAUGCCACAGUUUUCAUGUCUCUGCUUCAACCUGCGCCUGAAACCUUCGAACUUUUCGAUGAUAUAAUUCUACUAUCGGAAGGGCAGAUAGUGUAUCAGGGCCCCCGAGCUCAUGUCGUCGAAUUCUUUGAGAGCUGUGGAUUUAAAUGCCCCGAGAGGAAAGGGACAGCAGACUUUCUUCAAGAGGUGACGUCCAAGAAGGAUCAGGAGCAGUAUUGGGCGGACAAGAGCAGGCCGUAUCGCCACGUCUCGGUCCGGGAGUUUGCUGAGCGAUUCAGAAGGUUCCACGUCGGCCUCAGACUGUACAGUGAGCUCUCUACGCCGUUCGAUCGGAGCAAGAGCCACCAGGCUGCUCUGGUCUUCACUAGGGACGCUGUGCCCAGGUGGGAGCUCCUCAAGGCUUCCUUUGCGAAGGAGUGGCUGCUGAUCAGGAGGAACUCCUUCGUUUACAUCUUCAAAACUGUCCAGAUCAUUAUAGUGGCAGCCAUUGCAUCCACUGUGUUUGUAAGGACGAGGAUGCACACCGGGACGGAGAACGAUGGCGCCCUCUAUUUUGGAGCCCUGGUCUUCUGUGUGGUCAUCAACAUGUUCAACGGGUUCUCUGAGCUUUCCAUGACUAUAUCGAGGCUUCCUGUCUUCUUCAAGCAAAGGGACCUCCUCUUCUACCCUGCGUGGGUAUUCACCCUCCCCAAUAUGCUGCUCAAGCUGCCCAUCUCAGUCUUUGAGUCUGCUGUUUGGAUGGUGAUGACUUACUAUACGAUGGGGUUCGCACCUGAGGCAAGCAGAUUCUUCAAACAAUUCCUGGUCAUAUUCUGGAUACACCAGAUGGCUUCCUCCAUAUUCCGUCUCAUAGCAGGGACCUGCAGAACCAUGAUCAUUGCUAGCACUGGAGGAUCUCUCGCACUGCUUGUGAUUUUCUUGCUUGCUGGCUUUAUAGUUCCACGAGCAUAUGUCCCUAAGUGGUGGAUCUGGGGCUACUGGUCCUCACCUCUUACUUACGCAGUUAACGCGGUCAGCGUUAACGAAUUCUUUGCACCCAGGUGGAUGGACAAGAAGGCAGCAGAUGGCAUAAGGAGCCUCGGAAUUUCAGUGCUCGACCUCGUCGGCGUCUUCCCAGUUAAAUACUGGUACUGGAUAGGAGUUGCCGCGUUGGUUGGCUUCACGAUUCUGUUCAAUGUCCUCUUCACAGUUGCUCUCAUGUACCUCAAGCCGCUCGGAAAGCCCCAAGCUGUGAUUUCUGAAGAAGACGCUGCAAAGAAACACAAGGAAGACGUCGACUCUUCGGAUGCUAAAAAUGAUUCACUGCGACGUAAUCUGUCCAAGCACGACGGAAACAACACCAGGGAGAUGGCAAUGAGAAGAAUGAGAAGUGCAGGCAAUGGUCUCCACAGAAAUGUAGAUUCUAUUCUAGAACUGGCGACAGGGGUAGCCCCAAAGAGAGGAAUGGUUCUUCCUUUCACUCCUCUAGCCAUGACCUUUGAUGACGUCAAGUACUAUGUCGACAUGCCUCCGGAAAUGAAAGAUCAGGGUGUUACAGAGGACAGACUGCAAUUGCUGAGGGGAGUAACUGGAGCAUUUAGACCUGGAAUCCUCACCGCACUAAUGGGAGUCAGCGGUGCAGGGAAGACCACGCUGAUGGACGUUCUUGCUGGCAGGAAAACGGGAGGGUAUAUUGAAGGAGAUAUUAGGAUCUCGGGAUACCCAAAGGUUCAAGAGACGUUUGCUAGAAUUUCAGGCUAUUGUGAGCAGACAGAUAUUCAUUCUCCUCAGGUCACGGUUAGAGAGUCCUUGAUCUUCUCUGCCUUCCUUCGUCUACCUUCUGACGUCAGCCAUCAAGAGAAAAUGGCUUUUGUUGAUGAAGUGAUGGAACUGGUGGAGCUGGACAACCUAAAGGAUGCCUUGGUAGGACUUCCAGGCGUAACUGGUCUGUCAACGGAGCAGAGAAAGCGACUAACGAUAGCCGUAGAGCUCGUGGCUAAUCCGUCCAUCAUUUUCAUGGACGAGCCUACAUCAGGACUGGAUGCCAGAGCUGCAGCCAUCGUCAUGAGAACUGUAAGGAACACAGUGGACACAGGAAGAACAGUCGUCUGCACAAUUCAUCAGCCUAGCAUUGAUAUCUUCGAAGCCUUUGAUGAGUUGCUGCUUAUGAAAAGGGGAGGACAGGUAAUAUAUUGUGGACCACUAGGAAACAACUCUCAAAAGGUCGUCGAGUACUUUGAGUCUAUUCCAGGUGUCGAGAAGAUAAAAGAGAAAUAUAAUCCGGCAACAUGGAUGUUGGAAGCAAGCUCAGUCUCAACCGAAGUCCGCCUAGGAAUUGAUUUUGCUGAAUGUUACAAGACAUCAUCUCUCCAUCAGCGAAACAAUGAGCUCGUCAAAGAACUUAGCAUUCCUCCUCCAGGAUCAAAAGAUCUAUAUUUCCCCACGCAGUUCUCACAGUCUAGGGUCGGGCAAUUUAAGUCAUGCUUUUGGAAGCAAUGGUUAACUUAUUGGAGAAGCCCCAACUACAACCUUGUUAGAUUUUUCUUCACCCUUGCUGCUGCUCUGCUGAUUGGCACCAUCUUCUGGAAGGUUGGGACAAAAAGAGAAACCUCGACUGAUUUGACCAUCAUCAUCGGAGCGAUGUAUGCAGCCGUCCUUUUUGUUGGGAUCAACAACUGCUCAUCUGUACAACCCAUCGUAGAUGUGGAGAGGACUGUCUUCUAUAGAGAACGGGCUGCUGGGAUGUACUCUGCGGCGCCAUAUGCUUUGGCUCAGGUAAUUGCAGAGAUUCCAUAUGUAUUCUUCCAAACAACAUACUACACUGUGAUUGUGUAUGCUAUGGUGAGCUUUGAGUGGACGGCCGCCAAGUUCUUCUGGUUUUUCUUCAUCUCAUUCUUCUCCUUCCUUUACUUCACCUACUAUGGGAUGAUGACUGUAUCAAUAACUCCCAACAAUGAAGUUGCCGCAAUCUUUGCUGCUGCAUUUUAUGCCCUCUUCAACCUUUUCUCUGGAUUCUUCAUCCCAAAAACGAGGAUUCCAAAGUGGUGGAUCUGGUACUACUGGAUAUGUCCAAUGGCUUAUACAGUAUAUGGCUUAAUUGUGUCCCAAUAUGGCGACCUUGAAGAUGAAAUCAUCAUACCUGGAGGAGAUCGUCAAAUGAUCAAGUUGUAUGUCCAAGAUCACUUUGGGUACAGCAGAGAUUUCAUGGGACCAGUAGCUGGAAUUUUAGCUGUCUUCGCUAUCUUCUUCGCUUGUGUAUAUGGCUAUUGCAUUAGGGCAUUGAAUUUCCAGCAAAGAUGAUUUGAGCAACAAUGGGAAGGGAUGAUCUUUUAUCAUUCCAAAAUCGAUUUCAAUGCAGCAGGAAAUCCGUUAUGUACAUACAUGUAUGCAUAUAUUAGAUAAUCUAUGAUAUGUAAUUGAACCUCAUCGUUUACAUUAUACGUGUUAGAUGUUGCCGAUUUAAGGGACAGGAGUAGGAGAACAUGAGGAAAAGUGGAGCAAGAAUAAUUGUAAAUGUUAAACAUUGAUUUUGAAGCUGUUGUUGUUAAUUGUUA
Messenger RNA from Nymphaea colorata (pocket water lily), 5585 nucleotides. RefSeq names its product ABC transporter G family member 42-like. The transcript is spliced from 23 exons. Gene Ontology annotation, cellular component: membrane. NCBI's taxonomy places the organism in Eukaryota, Viridiplantae, Streptophyta, Magnoliopsida, Nymphaeales, Nymphaeaceae. Gene Ontology annotation, molecular function: ATP binding; ATP hydrolysis activity; ABC-type transporter activity. The coding region runs from base 856 to 5331 and encodes 1491 amino acids. The record is from RefSeq and is a predicted model, not a curated record.